CACGCGAAUGCUUAUCGCGAGCGCUGCUCCCUCGUCCGUCGCUAAAGGGAAAGAAGGAAGAGAGAAAAGGAGGAAAACUGACAGGGAGGGACCGACAAGACCCCCGAGACUAGCAGAGCGACGGGAGCAGGUAGACGGUGCGCUCGAGGACGCCAGUAAAGUUUUGGACUUUUCGCACAUCACUCACUCACUCAACCAUGUCAGGACUACGAGCACCAAAGGCUGGACUUGGACGCGAGUCGCAAACGAGGGUGGAUGCUAGUUUCGAUGCCGAAGAGGCCAAGAGGAUUCUGUACUGGAUUCGCGACAUAACGGGUCAAAAUUUUCCCAUAGAAGAUAGCAAUGAACGCUACAAGGUGAUGGAGAAUUUCUACAAGACUCUCAAGGACGGACGCUUGCUGUGCUACCUGGUGAAUGCUUUCCUGCCUGAUGAGUUGAAGCUGGACUUCAAGUCACGUACGUUUCAGUCAACCAACAACCUGGCUUUUGAGGCCGCCAGAGAGCGCGAGAGAAUAGAGCUCUUCAUAAUCAAGGCGCAAGAGUUAGGAGUCCCAGAACAGGACACUUUCCAGACGGACUGUCUGUACGAGAGAACCAACCUCCCAAAGGUCUGCGCGUGCAUUCGCUCUUUGGGCACUGAGGUCGAGUCACGCCCUAGUUACACGGGACAGCGGGUGUGGCCACGGAAAUCAGAAGCCAACCCACGAAACUUUUCGGAGGAGACCCUUCGGGCGUCGGAACGCGUCAUCAGCCUGCAGUACGGCACCAACAAGGGCGCCACCCAGGCCGGCAUGAACUUUGGCAAGAAACGCAUGAUCCUGCAAGAAUGACAUCUUCCGCUUCCGGGUCAAGUCGUACGUGUAGGGUCUCACUGCGCAUGAGCAAACUAUGUGUACACGCUGACAGCACCUUUAGUUAGCAGAAAAUGUUCUGGUCGCUUACCACUUCUUGCUGAGUAGUGCCUACAAUCGGUUAGAAUACAAUUUAAUAUUUUUUAACUCUAAAGCGACUGCCAAUCUGACCGAUUGUAGACGCUGAUUAGCACUAACAGACAGGGGAAAGCGGUUAAACGCCAUGCUGCACACGUCAUUGUAGCCAGAGGAAUCCCACAGGUCACAUGAUGAGUGCUGAAUGUCUCAUGCUCGAAUGAAGGUAUUUAUCCCAAAACGAAAGCAUUAUGACACCAUUGUAAAAAUGUUAUCAAAACAAAUAACAACCAAGGUUUCAGCUAGGUGUCCUGGCCUUCAUUAAGGACGGUGCUCAUUCUUGUCCACCCAUGCUUAUAUUUUCAUUGAAACUUCUGUGAUAACAUCCGUCGCCUAGGAAUAGGGCAAGACAACUCUCGGUCUGAAAUCAGAUGGACCGUAAGGUCAGUUGAACAGGUCGUGCUUUGUCCAGAAUAACACAUAUCAUUGUAGACACUGCCAAAAAAAGAGAGACCUUUCAUUUACUGACAUUAUUUUGUUUGCAGAGGCUGCUUUCCACAUACAAAAAUCACUCGCAGCAUUAUUGGGAUAAGAAUUCACUCAUUUGUAGAAGAACCAUCUUCUGACGAACGGUCGCCCCUCAGCGUUGACUCAGAGUGUUCCUGACUAGCGAGACCUUGACACGACUAGCUAUUUAACAAACUCUUUCUAUUGAUAUGUUCACUGGGGUAGGCGCGUUAUGAAACACAGUGGAAGUUGGGGGCUCAUCUUUAUGCUGCUGUAACACAUCGGUCCGUCCAGCCAAUGUAUUUCACAGCGGGUCUUUUUUCAUCGCUUUCAGUAUCUCCUCAUCUACUAAGUGUUUUCUCUUUUGGAAAUUACCUUUCGUUUAUCUACAAGCAUUGCUAUCUAAAAUGACAAGAUAGAAGAAAAUAAUGAGUUUCAAAAUAAGCGAUCAACUCACGAGAGAAAAAAAGAAAAUUAAUGGAGGGAUAGAAGAGGAAGGGGUGACGGUGAAGAUAAGAAUGUUUCAGCUGAUUCAAGUUUAUGAUGAAUGGUUGGAUUACAUUUUCUUACAUUUUUGCACAAGACGAAAAAUCGAAAAGUUAACCACCUGUAAAGAACGUCUCUGGUUUUCUUCGUCAGUGAUGAUGAGAGAGAUGAUGGUACAACGAUGGUUUGAUAUAUCUUUGAUCUGCACUUGUCUAGUACGCUAUAUACAAGACAGUGUAAUAACAUUACAUGCAAAGCAAUCUGAGGUUUAAUAAAAUAUUCAAGUGAAUCUUAAUAACUGUAUGCAAGAAGGUCUGAUAGCAAAGUUGUUUCUAUCCAAGAACAGCAGGAAGGAGGGACUUCCAGUCUGUGGUUACGGCCCCUUUGUACCUCAUGCACCAGAGCUUAAACAGAAUAAGUCCAGUUCAAUCAAAUCCAGUUAAGGACUUCUCUUUCUUUUAAAAAAAAAAAAAUCCUCGUACCUCAUGUAUCACCCAGUAAUGGCAAUGGGGAAUUGAAAAUUUCUGUUCGAAUUCGUCAGCAGUAUCCCAGUUUCACAAGACGGGGGACUUAAGGUUACAGGUGUAAUCUUGAGAUGUGCAGAAGUGACUGUGCUUGUGUCCAGAGUCUGCUUCCAGUCCACCGACCCGCCCGUGUUCUUGCUGUAGUUGUGAUUAUUACUUUUUUCUCUUAUCUUUAUUAUUAUUAUUAAAUAUUUUUACAUGUUUUAUACAGCUCAUUGCU
Molecule: messenger RNA, 2663 nt
Organism: Pomacea canaliculata
Lineage: Eukaryota; Metazoa; Mollusca; Gastropoda; Architaenioglossa; Ampullariidae
Product: myophilin-like
Exons: 5
Coding region: 198-830 (210 amino acids)
Molecular function (GO): protein binding
Source: RefSeq, a predicted model, not a curated record